CGCAUGUGUUUUCUGGUGGGUGUGUUCUUUCACGGUGUUCAGUGCGACGUUUCAGUAAAGUUCUAAGAUGGCGACGGUGCAUCUGAGAAUCGGGGACCUAGUUUGGGGAAAGCUCGGGCGCUAUCCUCCGUGGCCAGGCAAGGUCGUCAGUCCUCCAAAGGACCUGAAAAAGCCAAGAGGGAAGAAAUGUCAUUUUGUCAAAUUCUUUGGAACUGAAGACCAUGCCUGGAUAAAGGUGGAGCAGCUGAAGCCAUACCACCCCCACAAAGAGGAGAUGAUCAAGAUCAAUAAGGGCAAACGUUUUCAACAGGCUGUGGAUGCGGUGGAAGACUUCCUGAAGAAGAAAGAGAAACAGGGGGGUAAAGAACAGAGCUCUGAGGGGAAAGGAGACUCUAAAGGAAAGAAGACACCAACUAAACCUCUGAAGAUCCUAGAGGAAGAUGAUGAAGACCUCAGUGCCCUGAAAGACCCCUCUGAGAAGGACCUAACUGACUCUGACCCAGAGCCGUCCAGUGUUGAGCGACUAGGGGGCCUGGGAACUACUGGACCUGUCUCAGGAUUCAAAUGGGAGAGCAGUCCAGUACAGGAUGAUCCCCAUUUCCACCACUUUCUGCUCAGCCAGACUGAGAAGCCUGCCUCGUCCAUGGAGCCUAUCAGUAAACGCCUGAAGAUCGUUGAGGAGGACACAAGGUCACCGUCUAUCCAAGCUGCAGACAGCACCGCCAUCAACGGCAGUAUUACUCCCACAGACAAACGGAUAGGGUUCCUAGGGCUGGGGCUCAUGGGUAGCGGAAUAGUGUCCAACCUGUUAAAGAUGGGUCACGUCGUCACAGUGUGGAAUCGCACAGUAGAAAAGGUACCGCAAGACAACCAACAUUGUGACCUGUUCAUCCAGGAGGGGGCCAGGUUAGGGCGGACGCCAGCAGAGGUGGUCUCCCUGUGUGACAUCACCUUCUCCUGCGUCUCAGACCCCAAGGCUGCCAGGGAUUUGGUGCUGGGUCCCAGUGGAGUGCUCCAGGGCAUCAGGCCAGGGAAAUGUUACGUAGAGAUGUCUACCGUGGACCCAGAGACCAUCACAGAGCUCUCACAGGUGAUAUCGUCGCGGGGCGGGCGCUUCCUGGAGGCUCCUGUGGCUGGGAGCCAGCAGGUAUCUAACGAAGGCAUGCUGGUCAUCCUAGCGGCCGGAGACAGGACGGUCUACGAAGACUGCAGCUCCUGUUUCCAGGCCAUGGGCAAGACCUCAUUCUUCCUAGGUGAGGUGGGUAACGCAGCGAGGAUGAUGCUGAUCCUCAACAUGGUACAGGGAAGCUUCAUGGCAACCAUCGCCGAGGGGCUGACCCUAGCCCAGGCCACAGGCCAAUCACAGCAUACCUUCCUGGACAUCCUGUCUCAGGGUCAGAUGGCCAGCACCUUCGUGGACCAAAAAUGCCAGAAUAUCCUACAGGGAAACUUCAAACCAGACUACUAUUUGAAACACAUUCAGAAGGAUUUGAGGCUAGCCAUCUCCAUGGGCGACACAGCCAAUCACCCGACCCCUAUGGCUGCAGCAGCCAAUGAGGUCUACAAGAGGGCUAAAGCACUGGACCAGUCAGACAACGACAUGUCGGCUGUCUACAGAGCCUACAUUCACUAAACCUCCU
Molecule: messenger RNA, 1640 nt
Organism: Salmo salar (Atlantic salmon)
Lineage: Eukaryota; Metazoa; Chordata; Actinopteri; Salmoniformes; Salmonidae
Source: RefSeq, a predicted model, not a curated record